This is a messenger RNA of Esox lucius (northern pike), 1112 nucleotides long. Its product is annotated as putative cell-type specific agglutination protein pfl7. Bases 55 to 561 code for a protein of 168 amino acids. The transcript has 2 exons. The record is from RefSeq and is a predicted model, not a curated record. Lineage: Eukaryota; Metazoa; Chordata; Actinopteri; Esociformes; Esocidae.
UGUUGGGUUCUGCGGAGACGCUCCUGCCUGGUUUUGAUUCUAUCUUCCGGGGAGAUGUUAGUAUGUGUGGAUGUCCUGUCCUUGAUAAAACAAAGCUCUGCUCUGAGGCAGUUAAAUAAAGACAAAUACAUCACCGUCAUCACCAAGAACAUCGUCACCUCCAGCCACACCAUCACCUCCAGCCACACCAUCACCUCCAGCCACACCAUCACCUCCAGCAUCACCAUCACCUCCAGCAUCACCAUCACCUCCAGCAUCCCCAUCACCUCCAGCCACACCAUCACCUCCAGCCACACCAUCACCUCCAGCAUCCCCAUUACCUCCAGCAUCACCAUCACCUCCAGCAACACCAUCCCCUCCAGCAACAUUACCUCCAGCAUCACCAUCACCUCCAGCAUCCCCAUCCCCUCCAGCAACAUUACCUCCAGCAUCACCAUCACCUCCAGCAUCACCAUCACCUCCAGCAACAACAUCACCUCUGACAUAUUCCACUCACCCUGUAUCUCAAUGUCCCUUAUGAAAAGUGCAGAUGUCUCUCUUUUCAACCUUUUUAACUUAUAACAACCCUGAUAACUUACCAACAUGAAACCCUAAUCAAGAAGAAACUAAGUUCUGUUGAAGAUCUGGUCUUGUUCAACAAGCAUUUUCACAGAGUUGAUCCUAUUCUAGCUUGGACAAGGCUUACUUACUCUGUGAAUCUCGAAACCAACCAGUCCAGUAUCCCUCAGAUCACAGAAUAUAUCAAAAAGGCGUUUCAGAAGCAGGGAUAUUUCAGUGAUUGGUUUUAAUCAUGGACUUAAUUAUGGUCUCAUUUCCCACACCAGCACAAUUAUAUUAUUAUUUAAAUAUAUAACAUGAUUACAUUAUUAUUGUUUGAUAUUAUUACAUGAGCCACUAUUUUCCAGCCUUUUCACAUCUUUGCUUCCUCAGAAGUCUGGGAGAGAAGAGAGGGAAGGAAAGAGAGGUAGAGGAAGAGAGGAAUUAGGGAGAAGUAGAGAGAGAAAAGACAACAGAGAGGAAAAAGGGAGAAAGACGAGAGAGAGAGAGAGAGAGAAGCAGAGAAAUUAAUUAUAUUCUUCUUUGGUGUGGAAGUUUUCUAUUAUCUCAACAAC